UGCAACCUUAAAAACAGGGCAAGUCGGCAGAAGUUUCUGUUUGUUGUCGCACUGGUGGAAAAUGGAGGCGGAGAAGGAGAAGCCGGAAAUCGUGUGGAAGGCGGAGAAGCUGGUGGCUGCGACCAUGGGAGAGCGCGACGCGUCCCACGACGCCGCCCACGCAUUUAGGGUGCGCGGCCUCGCCCUCUCCCUCGCCAAAGAAGAGGCCUUGUCUGGCCCCUCCUUAGAAAUAGUGGAACUUGCUGCUCUUCUUCAUGACAUAGGAGAUUACAAGUACGCCAAGGAUUUGACUGAGGAUACCACCACUGUAGAGAAGUUUCUUGAGGAAGAGGGACUAGAAGAAAGAAAAAGAGAAAAGAUUCUUGCUAUCAUUAGGCACAUGGGAUUUAAAAAUGAAGUUGCAUCUACAUCAUCUCCUGAUUCUUCUCUAGAAUUCUGCAUUGUUCAAGACGCUGACCGACUUGAUGCAAUUGGUGCUAUUGGAAUUGCUCGGUGUUUCACAUAUGGUGGAAGUAAGAACCAUAUACUCUACGAUCCUGAGAUACCACCAAGGCAGGGUUUAACAAAAGAGAAGUAUAUGAUGAAAGAUGGAAAACAGACUUCAGUAAAUCAUUUUCAUGAGAAGCUUUUCAAACUGAAGGAUUUGAUGAAGACAAAGGCUGGCAAAAAUAGAGCAGAGAAAAGACACAAGUUCAUGGAGGACUUCUUAGCAGAGUUCUACGAGGAAUGGAGUGGGAGCUCUUGAACUGCUAUUCUCCUGUGGUACUUUGUAUACCUCUGGUUUGAAAAUACUGCAGAUCGAUACAAAAAUAUUGUAACUAAUUUUUUUUUGGAGUUGAAUUCUAUAUAUGAAAUUCUAUACCUGAUAUUGUUGCCUAGAGGAGGCUAAAUUUUGUUAGGCUAUGGUGAAUGUAUCAUAUUCA
Messenger RNA from Musa acuminata subsp. malaccensis (wild Malaysian banana), 923 nucleotides. RefSeq lists its product as uncharacterized. NCBI's taxonomy places the organism in Eukaryota, Viridiplantae, Streptophyta, Magnoliopsida, Zingiberales, Musaceae. The record is from RefSeq and is a predicted model, not a curated record.